Sphaerodactylus townsendi is the source of this 3757-nucleotide messenger RNA. It is a transcript of the gene DMRTA2, whose product is annotated as DMRT like family A2. NCBI's taxonomy places the organism in Eukaryota, Metazoa, Chordata, Lepidosauria, Squamata, Sphaerodactylidae. The record is from RefSeq and is a predicted model, not a curated record. Gene Ontology annotation, molecular function: RNA polymerase II cis-regulatory region sequence-specific DNA binding; protein binding; DNA-binding transcription factor activity, RNA polymerase II-specific. Gene Ontology annotation, biological process: sex differentiation; regulation of transcription by RNA polymerase II; germ cell development. The transcript has 2 exons. The coding region runs from base 1045 to 2655 and encodes 536 amino acids. Gene Ontology annotation, cellular component: nucleus.
GCGGGCGGCGCAGAUUCCUCUGUCUUGGCAACUCUCGCCCUUUUUAGUAUCACACAUGCAAAGUUGGGGCUGAGGGACGGGGGGAUCGCGCAGGGCUCCGCGGCCGGCGAAAGAGCGCCUGGGUCGUCGGGGUUCCCCCCUUCUGUCGGAAGGGAGCGGCAGAGCAGCGGAGGAGGGAUGGCCGGGGGAGGCUGAGAGGCGCUGGCUGGGGCGUGUCAGGGAAGUGGCAAGUGGUGGCCCGCAGGACCACGGGGGCGGCGGGGCACCCGAAUUUGUUGGGUCUUCCUCUGCCGGGGGCCGCUGCUCCGUGCGAUCUGGUGGUCGCUCCAGGCGGGACAGGGUUCGGUCCCCUUGGCAGGCGCCUGGGGAACAGCUGGGGUUUGCCUCAAGUCGCCGCCGGUAGUUGGAGGGCAAGCGGCUCUGGUCUGGUGCUUUUUGCGGCGUGGUGGCGAAUUCUGUCUCCUAGGCAGAGUCACUCGUGACUUGUGGGUCGAAAAGGAACCGUCAGGAAGAGAACUGGGGGACGAGGUCCACUGGCGUUUUGUGGAGCCGACCCGAAGAGAUGAGAUGGGCCGGGUUUCCUUUCAAGGCUCCGGGGCUUUUACAGACUCGGAAGUGAGGUAGUGACGAAGACCCUGUUUCUUCCACCGGAGGGCUGAAGUUUCUUCUCUGGGCAUUAAGAAAGUGAAGUCAAAAGAACUCGGGUUUUGAAAAGUCACUCAUCCUCCCCUUCGCCUAGAUUUGGUAAAACCAGGCGUGGCGAGGGAAGGGCGGAGGCGCUCGGGGCAAGGGAAGCUAGAAAAGUUUGAGACGCUACCUUAGGAAAAGGACUUUACGGCUUACAGUCGCUGUCGGAGUUCAGGGGACUUAUUUUUUAGGCUGUGUGGAGCCAGGGCAGAGAUUUAGACAGCAACACCCUGUUUGUUUGUUUGUUUGUUUGUUUGUUUGGGGUGGGAGUCAGGGAGGAGGAGACCUUUGCCGGGCCGCUCUGGAGUUUGCGGGGGGUCCCCGGCCGGCCUCCUGGCGCUGCGCUUCCCGGCGGGGAUGGAGCUGAGGUCCGAGCUGCCCGGCGUGCCCUCCUCGGCGCCGGCCUCGGUGCCGCCCAGCUCGGUGGCCGCAGCAGUGGCCGCGGCGAGCCUGCCGGUGAGCGUGGCGGGGAGCCUGCUGCGGGGGCCGCCGCUGCUGCUGCGGGCGGCCGAGAAGUACCCGCGCACGCCCAAGUGCGCCCGCUGCCGCAACCACGGCGUGGUGUCUGCGCUGAAGGGCCACAAGCGCUACUGCCGCUGGAAGGACUGCCUGUGCGCCAAGUGCACCCUCAUCGCCGAGCGGCAGCGCGUCAUGGCCGCCCAGGUGGCGCUGCGCCGGCAGCAGGCCCAGGAGGAGAACGAGGCCCGCGAGCUGCAGCUGCUCUACGGCACCGCCGAGGGCCUGGCCCUGGCCGCCGCCAACGGCAUCAUCCCGCCCCGGCCCGCCUACGAGGUCUUCGGCUCGGUGUGCUCCGCGGACGGAGGCGCGGCGGGCUCAGAGGCCAAGCUGCAGAAAUUCGACCUGUUCCCGAAGACGCUCCUGCCCAACCGGGCCGUCACUCCAAGCCAGCAGGUCAAGUGCUUGUCGCCGGACGGGGCGGACGGCAGGCCGGGCCCCUCAUCGCCGGAGCCCCCCAGUCACGGCUGCGCCUCGGGCUCGGAGAACGGGGACGGCGGCGAGUCUUCGCUCGGCUCGCCCGCCUCGAAGGGCGCCAAGGACGGCGGCGGGGGCGAGGAGGAGAGCGCGGGCUCCAUCAGCCCCCUGGGCUCGGAUUCGGGCUGCUCCGAGGCCGAGCGGGAAGAGAGCGGCGCACCGUCGCCCGGCCUGGCCGCAGCCGUGGUGGCGGCCGGGGGCAGCAGGGGGCAGCGGACGCCGCUGGACAUCCUGACACGUGUCUUCCCCGCGCAUAAGCGCAGCGUGCUGGAGCUGGUGCUGGCCGGCUGCGGCGGGGAUGUGGUGCAGGCCAUCGAGCAAGUCCUCAACAACCACCACCACCACCACCUGCAGCAGCAGCAGCAGCAGCAGCAGCGAGCAUCGGGCGUCGGCGUCGGCACCGCCGGCCAGGCUCUGGCGGCCGCCUCGGGACUGGCCUCGGCCGCCGGGGCAGACAAGGCGGGCGACGAGAGCUGGGCGCGAGCGGCCGGGGACGCGCCAGGGACGCUGGGCGGCCUGCAGCCUUCGCCCGCCGGCGCCGCCGCGCACCACCGCCCCCUGCUGGCAGGCGCCAUGACGCCCGCUAUCGGUGCGCUCGGCAGCCGCUCGGCCUUCUCGCCGCUGCAGCCCAACGCCACGCACUUCGGGGCGGCGGCGGCGGCCGAGGCCAGCGCUUACCCGCUGGGCACCCACCUCGGCCUGAGCCCGCUCCGCCUGGCCUACUCGGCGGCGGCGGCGGCGCACAGCCGCGGUUUGGCCUUCAUGACGCCUUAUUCCACCGCCGGGCUCAUGCCCACGCUGGGCUUCCGGCCGCCCGUGGAGUACGCCUUCAGCGACCUCAUGCGGGACAGGUCUGCGGCCGCCGCUGCAGCAGCUGCCGCCGCCGCCGCCGCCGCCGCAGGCGCUCACAAAGAGCAGGCCUACCCCAACGGGAUCUACGGGCCUCUGGUUAACAGCGCCCCGGAGAAGCAGUAGACCCGCGCCCCGCCGCCCGCUAGGCAGAUUCACACGCACGCACACACACACUUAUACAUGUACAUAUCUAGCCGGCUGUAUAUACGGAGAAAAUGACUUUCUUUCCAUCUUGGCAACCGGGACCUCCUGGGCGCUGCUUUUUGACUAGCCACCGACCAAGAAUUGUUUGUCGCAGGAUCGCAGCAGAUAGUAAAUCCAAUUGACGCGCCUACGCUAAACGCGUCACUUGCAAAUAAGUCCAUAACUGCAAAUCAGUAAUGUCACUUCCCUUCCUUUCGGACGCGAGAGGAACUUUCGCUUUCGUUUCACAUUGUAACUUUAAAAAAGCUAGCCAUUUAAUGGACGUUUAGCGAGCGGGUGGUGAUUUUACAAAAGAUGAGAGCUCGUGUCAAGAGCGCACAUGUUUUCUAACACUCCGCAACCUCUGCCUGGAGCACUUCCGUUCAAGCUUUUCCCUACCUUGCUAAGAUUUCAUUUCAACUCGUGGGUUGGAACGAACAGUAGACAAAUACGAGACGGCUUGAUAAACCUCUAGGUGACUAAAAUAUCUUUUUUCUUGAUAGGAAGGUAAAGGGUCACUUUCAUUGUUAAAAUUGUCAAUCAUUUUUGAAAAUAUGCCCAUAAGCAUGGAUAUUUCUCUUUGUACGUUGUGAGAUUUUAUAUAUAUAUGUACACACUCAUACAUAUAUAUGUAUACAAGGAAAUGUAUAGUAUAAUGUUAUAAAAUGGAAAUCUAAGUUAUUAAUGUAAUUUGUAGGUGAAUUUAGUAUUAACGGUAAACUAACAGGUUAGUCAGUUUUCAGUUUAAAACGUUCCAAGUAUAGAAAUUAAAUAUAUUGUAAAUGAUUUUAACACUUUUUAUUCUCCCAUUGGGGAAAAAGACUAUUUGUAAAUAAGGAUGAACAGUAGAUAUAUUUGUACUUGUCCUUUGGACUUAGUUCAAAACCUUCUCUUUACACUGUUUUAAUGAGUGAUCUGCAAGAAACAAAAUGCUGUCUGGCUUCAGUGUAGCAAAUUUCUUACUGUUUCAUACAGUUGCUGUCAUUUUCUCCUAUGUUCCAUUUCAUAGAAAUCCUAGAAAUAAAUGUUAUUUUGUAUUAAA